AACAAUGUGGCAUCCUUUUGGUCCCAUCCCGCAGGGUAUACCCAAUGCGCUUCAUUCCCAUUUCGUCAGUCAGGAUGACAGCAAAGUCGUGUACCAGCACUGCGCUAAAGAAGAUAGAUCAUGGGCCACCCAAAGACCACAUCUAUCUUUGAGGCUAAUUCAAAGCCAGAAAACCGCCUCUUGCUUCUCCGUCAAGCCUGUCCCUCCCAGCUGUAUAUUCCAUGGGCUGAUUAUCAUUCCCUCUGCUUCUACAGCAUCGUCUCAAACAUCAUUCCUCCUUCGAGCCGCGCAUCCUUCAAUGUAUCUCGUUUACCUAGACCCUGGGAGACGCACAUAAGUCUUCCCCUUCUACUCAAAAGGACCAUGUUAGGGGACCCUGGUCUGUCCACGGACCCACGGACCGUUGUCCAACGGAUGACGGGUUUGUCUAAGCACUCAGUCCAAACACCCUCGGACCUUGCAGUUCUCGUAUAUUUACCAGACAUCCUAGUAGGAUUAAUCCCGACCGGCCACCGUUGCCUGAGUCUGCGAGCAAGCUGGCAAAGGCUCCUUGACGUCUGCAUCAUCCCCAUUUUGGCCAUUGAAAAUGUCUCAUACUGCUUGGAGCUACACUUAGCCCGGCUAGUUGGCAGUGUUAGGACCCAACAGAAACUCAAAUCACAAUAGUCCUGUCCCGCUCAUCGCGACCAACUUUCUUCCAUAACACAACAUUGGCCUGUUCACGCACUCCAUGCAUGUGCGCCCAUCUGUUAAUGGUGUAGCUGGUUGGCAAUCAUUGCUCAUAUACCCCCUUGGCUAUACCUUCUUUGUCUCUGCCGCGCCCCUCCUCUGUGAUCACCCUCCCCACUGUCUACCUAGAUAGCGCUGCAUUAUCUAGGGCUGGAUGAUAUUGUGGAAGCCUAUGGUUUGGACGCCCCAUGUCUGUUAUCCUUUGAUG
Messenger RNA from Colletotrichum navitas, 937 nucleotides. RefSeq lists its product as uncharacterized. Lineage: Eukaryota; Fungi; Ascomycota; Sordariomycetes; Glomerellales; Glomerellaceae. The coding region runs from base 121 to 666 and encodes 181 amino acids. The transcript has 2 exons. The record is from RefSeq and is a predicted model, not a curated record.